Messenger RNA from Pseudocercospora fijiensis CIRAD86, 1020 nucleotides. Its product is annotated as carbohydrate esterase family 16 protein. Gene Ontology annotation, molecular function: hydrolase activity, acting on ester bonds. The coding region runs from base 1 to 1020 and encodes 339 amino acids. Lineage: Eukaryota; Fungi; Ascomycota; Dothideomycetes; Mycosphaerellales; Mycosphaerellaceae. The record is from RefSeq and is a predicted model, not a curated record. The transcript has 3 exons.
AUGUUCUCACUCUUCACAAUGAUCCUUCUUUGCAGUCUUCUUCCUGACCUCACCCUUGGCCUGCCGCCUGUAUCCCGGCCCUCUUUCCUAUGGAGCACCAUCGACCACGUUAUAGCGUUCGGCGACUCCUACACUUACGUCCAAGGCACUCCAUACGGCCGACAAAAUUACAGCUUCAUCGGCGACCUUCCAAACUUGGCCUUCACGCCAGAACACCUUCUUGAAUCGCGAAUCAUUCAGAGUCAGACUAGCACAGCUAAUGGCGGGCCAAACUGGAUCGAAUAUCUGACCAGAUGUGGGGUCGCGCAAAGCUCGACUAAUCCGGGGAUAUGUGAAAAGCAGCUCUGGAACUUUGCCUUCGCUGGAGCAGAUAUUACUGAGGCGUUAUUGCCACUUCAUCAUGAAUUUACUGUACCGUUCGUGAAACAGGUCGAGCAAUUUGUGAAUUAUGGUCAACCCGCGCUGAAGGAGAUUGUGAGGAAGGAGGACACCUUGGUCGUGAUUUGGAUUGGUAUUAAUGAUGUCAACGACAGCAAAGAGAUGAACGUGGAUUUCCCGGCAUUCUAUGAAGAGCUGAUAAAGGCUUUGUUUACGGCGCUGGAGAAGGUGAGGAAGUUGGGGUAUUGCAAGUUCUUGUUUAUGAACUUGCCGCCAAUUGAUCGUGCGCCGGGCGUUAUUACGCUAUUCAAUAUGCCUAAUAAGUCUAUGGUCGACUGCUAUGAUACGGCUCUUGACAAGAGUGUGCGGAGUUUCCGAGAGGAAAAAGAUGUUUGGGUGAAGAUUUUCGAUGCCAACGCGGCCCUGAAUAAUGUGAUGGAUGGACAUGAGGUGUAUGGAAUCAGGAAUAUCACGGGAUAUUGUGCUGCGUAUAACCAGCCAGACAUAGAUACAGACCCUGAGAAGUAUGGGUGCCUGCCGCUCGAUCAGUAUUUCUGGUUCAAUAGCGGACACAUGACGAGUCAUGUACAUCAAAUACUAGCUGCUGAAUUGCGGCAGUAUCUCGUCAAUCUCUCAGCUUGA